AUGAAGGUCUUGACCGCACUCUCCGUUCAUAUUCUCUUCGUGUUGCUCGUCUCAGCACACGGUGGCCAUGAAGACUCAGAAGAGAGCGCAAAACUUGCUGAUGCAGGUUACGCCAUUCGACACAUGGCUACAGAACACCAUAUUGAUUCCUUCGACCUGGAGAGUUUCUUCCAGCUUCAUGAUCUGAACAGAGAUGGUGUAUGGGACCGGGAAGAAAUUGAAGCUAUAUACGGUGUCCAUCAUGUGUACUCACAGAAAAAGUCGAAGGACGACAUUGAGCAUCAGAAGAAGGCCGACCACGUCGCGGACACUGUACUCAAACUCUUAGACAAAGACGAGGACGGCAAGGUCACGCCGGAGGAGUUUGCCGCUGUUGGGACAACUGGCCUUCCCAGUUUUGACGAUAUAGGCGCAGAGGGACACCAUUACGACGUUGAAAGCGAGUUUUUCUUACAUCACGAAGAACAAUAUCACUCGACGCCUGAGACACAAACCGACGCAUCAUAUGUUCACCCCGAAGACCACGAACACUUUGCACAGCAUGAAGCCAUUGAACGCGAAGAAGUAGAGCGAGAGGCAAAAUUCCAAGGGAUCACAGUUGAGGAAGCUAUUGCGGCACAUGACGAGCACCCCGCACCCCCUGCUGAGAGCGCGCCGAAGCCCAAAAUUACCCGCGGUGUCCCACCAGAGAAACAAGAUCCGGUAGUCAAGUACAAAGAUAUUGGCAAGGAGAGCGACAGUCAGUCAGAAUGGGGGACCGGAGAACAAGGCUACAAGCAACCUAACACACCGGUAGAGAAAACGAGGAAGAACCUCCCAUACAAGGAACGUGUCCAGUAUAAAUUCCGACGGAAUUGGGGAGAUUUCUGA
Molecule: messenger RNA, 870 nt
Organism: Suillus clintonianus
Lineage: Eukaryota; Fungi; Basidiomycota; Agaricomycetes; Boletales; Suillaceae
Exons: 9
Coding region: 1-870 (289 amino acids)
Cellular component (GO): extracellular exosome; endoplasmic reticulum-Golgi intermediate compartment
Molecular function (GO): calcium ion binding
Source: RefSeq, a predicted model, not a curated record